UUACAAAUUUGGCAGCUGUCACAAUCUCCGCGCUCCUUCUUUUCAUCUUGUCAAGCAAGAAGAGAAAAUUUGCUGGUCUGUAGAAUAAUUGUGAUAUUUCGAUUUUUCGUUAUUUUUCUAGUGACUUCCAUUGUAACAGCGACUAAUAUUCUGCUGAAGUAUUUAUAGCAACCAUGGCCCCUGAUAAAAAACAGAAAGGUCGUAACAAAAAAAUCACGUUGGUUCAGAAUCCCAAAAAAAACGAAAUUUCUGUGACUAACGGCACUUCCAAUGGAUCAAUUGAAAUGACAGAAGAAGAGGCACUUUGUGCAAAACUCGACGAGGAAGCAAGAAUAAAUGCCGAAGCAAGAGCAUGUACUGGUUCACUGGCUGUACAUCCUCGGUCAAGGGAUAUAAAAUUCGCAAAUUUUUCAAUCACCUUUUUCGGAUCGGAAAUGCUCCAGGACACCAUGCUUGAGUUGAAUUGUGGUCGUCGAUAUGGAUUGCUCGGUGCCAAUGGAUGCGGCAAAUCUUCUCUUCUAGCAGUGCUUGGCAACCGUGAAGUACCUAUUCCGGAGCACAUCGAUAUCUUUCACCUAACCCGUGAAAUUCCUGCUAGCUCUAAAAGUGCUCUUCAAUGCGUAAUGGAGGUUGACGAAGAACGCAUAAAUCUGGAGAAAAUGGCUGAUGCGUUAGUUGAGCAGGAAGAUGAUGAGUCUCAAGAACGGUUAAUGGAUAUUUACGAUCGUCUGGAUGAGAUAUCAGCAGAUGUUGCCGAAGCAAAGGCAUCACGUAUUCUACACGGUCUAGGAUUUACAAAACAAAUGCAGGCUAAAGCUGCUAAGGAUUUCUCUGGUGGUUGGCGAAUGCGAAUUGCAUUAGCUAGAGCUUUAUUUGUAAAACCGCAUCUAUUACUGCUGGAUGAACCCACAAAUCAUCUCGAUCUGGAUGCUUGUGUAUGGUUGGAGGAAGAAUUAAAAACCUAUAAACGAAUUCUGGUCAUAAUAUCUCAUUCGCAAGAUUUUUUGAAUGGAGUUUGCACCAAUAUUAUUCAUAUGACCCAAAAGAGGCUCAAAUAUUACACUGGAAACUAUGAGCAAUUUGUGAAAACACGAAUGGAAUUGCUAGAAAAUCAAAUGAAGCAAUAUAAUUGGGAACAGGAUCAAAUAGCACACAUGAAAAACUAUAUUGCACGAUUUGGUCAUGGUUCCGCAAAACUGGCACGCCAAGCACAGUCAAAGGAAAAAACACUUGCUAAAAUGAUGGCACAAGGCCUUACGGAAAAGGCCACUGAUGAGAAACAAUUGAACUUUUGUUUCCCAUCAUGUGGUACAAUUCCACCACCUGUUAUUAUGGUGCAAAAUGUCAGUUUUCGUUAUAAUGAUAAUACGCCUCAUAUCUACAAAAAUCUUGAGUUUGGAAUCGAUUUAGAUACUAGAUUAGCCUUGGUUGGGCCAAAUGGAGCUGGUAAGAGUACAUUACUGAAGCUACUAUACGGGGAUCUUGUGCCUACAUCGGGAAUGAUUCGUAAGAACUCCCACCUUCGGAUUGCCAGGUAUCACCAACAUUUGCACGAGCUGCUUGACAUGGAUAUGAGUCCUCUAGACUAUAUGUUAAAAUCUUUCCCUGAGGUAGUAGAGCGAGAAGAAAUGCGCAAAAUUAUUGGUCGCUACGGUUUAACUGGACGACAACAAGUCUGUCCUAUACGACAGCUUUCGGAUGGACAACGAUGCCGCGUUGUGUUUGCUUAUUUAGCUUGGAAGAAACCACAUCUACUACUACUAGAUGAACCUACCAACCAUUUGGAUAUGGAGACAAUUGACGCGCUGGCCGAAGCAAUUAAUGAUUUUGAAGGUGGUUUAGUGCUGGUUAGUCAUGAUUUUCGACUCAUUAACCAGGUUGCCAACGAAAUUUGGAUUUGCGAAAAUGGAAAAGUUACAAAAUGGCAUGGAAACAUCUUAGACUACAAGGAACAUCUAAAGAAGAAUAUAGCCAAGGAAGCAAAAAUCGCUGCAAAGUAGUAACAGUUCACGAAUUGUAAAUCAAUUAAAUUAUUAUGUAAACCAAACUAAAAAUUUCUCAGUAUAUCAAACAAUAGAUACGCAAAUGAUGCGAACAGCACUCUAAGAUCGAAAAUAUUAGCUAACAUGUGUUGAUCCCAGUUUAAUUUAUUCAGAAUCGUUCUAAAUAUUCUUUACUUCCGAUUUCUUGGAAAAUUCAUUCGAUUACACUUGAUAGUAGGAAAGAUCUCAACGAACAAGCAGCUAACCCAAAAAUGUCUGUUCAUAGUUUUUUUUUGCAUCAAUGUGGUUACACACGAGUAAAAUAAAUUGCUAGCCGCAAAAGAUGAUAAAAUUAAGAGUGCCCAUCUAAACUCAA
Molecule: messenger RNA, 2358 nt
Organism: Malaya genurostris
Lineage: Eukaryota; Metazoa; Arthropoda; Insecta; Diptera; Culicidae
Product: ATP-binding cassette sub-family F member 2
Exons: 4
Coding region: 174-2000 (608 amino acids)
Molecular function (GO): ATP hydrolysis activity; ATP binding
Source: RefSeq, a predicted model, not a curated record